ACAUUUUCUAAUUAUUUCAUAAAUUUAAACAAGCCAAUAUUUAAACAAAUAGUUUAUACAAGAAAUUAAAAAACAAAAGUUUAAUAAUUAAAAACACUAACUACUAAAAGAAAAUCAAUAAGACUUUAAUUAACGUCCAUGGUAAUUUAAGUGAUGAAAUAUAUAUUCUAAAAUCCCUCAAGUGACUUAUGGGAGUAACUAUGACAACAUUGUGCAUUGGUGGGUGUCAUAAAUAAUAGCAAUUUUCUACUUAAAUCCAUUAUUUUGGCUAGCUAAAUGAUAUAAACUCGUUAAGACAACGACAGCACACAACAGAAUCUCAAAAUGUUAUUUUUAGACAAAGUUUUACCUCUAAUAUUUGUGUAUAUCAGGCCAUUUAUCAAAUGGUUCCUGCACACCUUUACCCGCUUAUGUGAACUGCAGCGUAUCUGCUAUGGAGCCCAAGCUGGUGCUAGCCGCACCAAACAGGUGGAGAGAUCUUUAUUGCUCUCCAAAAAAUUGGAAAUUAAACAAAUGCUGAGAGAAUUAGAUGAAGCUGCCGAACAUUGUAUUGAGGAGGAAUUGAGACGUUUUCCUUCGCAAGCCAUAGCUGUGGUGCAGAGAGUAAAACAUAUUAAAUCGCGCAUACAUCCAGAUUUUAGUGCCUUAUUUGGAGCUUGUGUUUUGCAAAUAUGGAGCUAUAAGCAUUUAAUGCAUGAAGUAGAGCGUUUGAGAUCCGAACCCUACGAUUCGGAUAAUUUGGAUCACGAGCAAAAGUUGCUGGAACUGUGGAAAAAUCUUAUGCCGGAACAGCCUUUGGAUGGUAGGAUUUCGAAACAGUGGCAGGAAAUCGGAUUUCAGGGCGACGAUCCCAAAACCGAUUUCCGUGGCAUGGGCAUGUUGGGUCUCGAAAAUCUCCUGUAUUUUGCCCGUGAAUACAAAGAAGCCGCCCAGCAUGUUUUAUUGCACUCCAUGCAUCCCACAUUGGGCUAUACAUUUGCCAUUGUAGGCAUAAAUCUCACUGCUAUGGCAUAUCGUCUACUCAAAAACGGCGAUGCCAAAACCCAUUUUUACAAUGUGGCCCAAUCGACCAAAAAACCCUGCUCUCUGGUCCAUUUCCACAAAUUCUAUUGUUACUUAUUGUUCGAAUUCGAUCGUUUUUGGUUGGAAUCGGAGCCAGCGGAUAUUAUGGAUUUCCGUGAAAUCUACCAAAGUUUUGAAAUCACAAUUAUGGAGGCUUUACAACGAGAUAACACAUUGUUUAAAACCAAUCUGGUGGUGGAGGAGGUUUAGUAUAAUACGUUAUACUUUGUAUAAUACAAAGUAAAUUGAAAUUUUAAUUGUAAAAUAAAAAAAAAAUUGAAAAUUGAGUGAAUUAAAAGCAAUUGUGUAAAGUAAUUAGUAAAGUGAAUAUUUUGUAUAAUAGAUUUUUUUGCUAAUAUAAAUUGAUAAAAGAUAAAUGAAUUAAUGUAAUAUUUUGAAUAUUUUAAUAAAAUUAGAAAAAGAAUAAAAUAAGCUUUAUGUCUAAAAAUAUAAUUAUUGAAAAAUUUUGAAUAAAAAUGCACUCUGUGUUAAUUAGAAAUGUAAUAAAA
This is a messenger RNA of Calliphora vicina (urban bluebottle blowfly), 1571 nucleotides long. RefSeq names its product ELMO domain-containing protein 2. The transcript is spliced from 2 exons. The coding region runs from base 325 to 1272 and encodes 315 amino acids. NCBI's taxonomy places the organism in Eukaryota, Metazoa, Arthropoda, Insecta, Diptera, Calliphoridae. Gene Ontology annotation, molecular function: GTPase activator activity. The record is from RefSeq and is a predicted model, not a curated record.